GGGGUAAAUCAUUAUUUUAUUGUCUGCCACACACAUGGUUUUAUUGCCCAUGAUGGACAUCACUGUAACUUUCCAGAAACUCUGAGGAACUCUGAGCACCAAGUGCUCCUGGAUUAGACUUUGGAUCUCCCUUAACCAGGAGUAAGCGCGUACUAAACAUGAAUGAGUUCAUAUAAUGAUUCAUAAGGUGUAUGAUCAACUACCAUGGAGUUCAUAUCCGCUUUUUGGUGAGAUCUUUUCCUGUAGUGUGACAGACAUCACGAGGGACCUCGACGUCACUACUACAGGGCAACCGGAAAGGAGUCGUGACGUCACCACGGAACGGCAACAAGACGACGGUGUUGCAACAAUACGGUUACAUUGUUUGACCACCAAAUCCCCUGUGCGAUUUUCUAUACCGGAAAACGGAGUAUUAAAGCGACACGGGUUAGAUUUCUAGCGUAGGUGAAAGAAACGGCGGCUGUGUGUCGUUUCCGGUGUCUUUCAUUAUGUCGAAUCGCCUGGCCUUUCAGACUCAGCUAGCCUCCAUCAUGGAGGUUCUGGCAAACGCAGCCGUGGCAGAAAUCUGUAAACUGGUGGACGAUGAUUACGCGGUGAUCAAUCUGCAGAUGUCUCAGUGCCAGCGUGAAAACAAGGCGUUGAAGAGGAAACUUCAUCUGAUGGAGCUGCGGAUGGCCCGCGGUUACGCCGAAAGGAGAAUCCGCGAAAGCUCGGGAAAUCGCUCCAGUCGAGUCCAAGUGAGCGCAAAUCUCUCCGACAAAUACCGAGCUCCUGUCGCUGACAUUUUUCCAAAUCAAGAUGAACUCUAUGGGAGGCAGUUAAAUGAAGAUGUUUGGAGAGAUGGGGAAUCUUCUAAUGCAGAUGUGUCGAUUGGGCAUCCAGUCAUCAAACAUGAUGAGAAUGGGCAUGAAGACUCCAGCCAGACCAGAUCAAAUGCUCUACUUGUAAAGGCUGAAACAUCUGAUGAUGGCCACACACAGCAGCAACUAUUUAUUAGAGAAGAUGGAGUGGCAGAACCUGUGUGUGAGGGUGUGGAUGCAGAUUAUGGUGGUGCUCAAGUGGAUAAAGUGGAUGGUCAGAACUCCAGGACACGACACGAGGCUUUGGAGUGCCAAAAGACAGAUGAUGAAGAGCCAGAUGUGCUGUUCAUCAAAGAAGAGCAUUCAGAGCUGGAGGAUCAAGAAAGCCAGUCACAUGGGGGCAUGACCCUGCAAGACGGAUUUGUGGAGUCCAGCACGGACAUAUGUGGAAACGGAGCCUCUUCCUCACCUGCGCAGAUCACAUUAGCUCUCCAUGUACAGGCGUCUCACGAGUCAUCCAUUGUGAAGGGUGAAAGUAGACUUCAAGAAGAACAACAGGGAACUUCAAGUCAGUCAACAGACAUGCAGCUGACUGUACAAAAUGCGGUAGACUCGCAGACUGUUGGUACUCUGUGUUCACAUGAUCCAGUUCUUCCUCAGAGAGACGUCAAAGUGUGGGAUAUUCCCAGUUCCCAGUCUCUUCUCCAAGGGUCAGAUGACAGCAGCAAUAUCCCACAUUCAAACCAGAAUGUUCAGAGAAAAACAGUAGUGUCUGUCGAUGUGCUAGGGACAAAUAGUACACUGUACGAGAGAACAAAAGAUCUGGAAAGUUCUUUCCCACGAUGGGCUGCAAAUAGCCCCUCUGACACUCAGCCAUCUUGUUCUUAUAUAGUGGAAGUAGAGCAAGACCAGGACUGUGUUCUGGUGCAACCAGGACCCGUGUCUGUUAGCGGUAGACAAAAAGGGGCUGCAUCAAACAGGCUUCAGGAUGGUAGAGGACUUCAUAAUGUUGAGGCAGAUUGGAGCACGGUCACUGCUUCAAGCCAAGCUCAUAAUCAGCAGUUCAGUCACUUCAACAGGACUCGUUUAGAUGCAACAAACCAAGCAAAUCUCUCUCAGGCUAUUCCGAACCUGCAACAUCCUGGGGUUUCCCUCGCUGGGCUACAGCUUUCGAGGCGCAUGGAGAAAGGCAAGAGGAAAAGUUAUAUCUGCAGGUACUGUGGAAAGGCUUUUACUGGGCAGUCUAACUUGGAGGCUCAUCAACGCAUCCACACUGGAGAGAAGCCUUUCAAAUGUGAAACCUGUGGGAAGCUCUUUACAGAAGCAGGAAACCUGAAGAAGCAUCAAAGAGUUCAUACUGGAGAGAAACCAUUUGUGUGUAAUCGCUGUGGGAAACGUUUUGCCUGGAUCUGCAAUCUCAGGACACAUCAGCAGUCAGCUUCCUGCGGGGCAGUAUAAGGAUCCAAUACAAUCAAUCGCACUGAGUACGAACUGAUAUUCACACACUCUUGGUAAAAAAAAAAAACAAUUGUUGGAAUAGUGGAAUCAGAUAGAUCAAGUAUUAGACAGUGACUAAGUAUUUAAGGACGGUGAUUAUAACUGCAGAAUGGAUUAGGGCUGGGCAAUAUGGCAAAGUUGUACUGAUAACCUGAUUUAAUAACAUUUGAGACACAUUUUGUUUUAAUUCUUAUGUCAAUGCUUUUAUAAUCCUGUGUUACUCUUGACAGUUGUAUUAUCCCACAUCUUUUUCUGUCAUAAAAUGCUUCAGAGAAAAAUCUGUAAAAAUAUAGUAUUUUGUGUUGGCCUUAUUUGUUAGCAGAGCCUUGACAAAAUGAUAGUGUGUAAUGCAGGUAUCGUGACAUUUUUGCCCUUUUGCCUACCUCUAGUGUGGAUGAGUGAGGGUGUAAAGAGUUUAAAGUUGUAAGAGACACAUGGUGCUUUCCUUUAUAUUGGUUUAGUGCCUUAAUCGUUAACUGUACACUUGAUUUGUUUUAAGAUUUCAAAACUUUUGCAAACGCCAUUCUACCUCGUGAAUGUUUCUGCGGACAAAAACAAAGCAAUAUGUUCGAACCAGGAAUGGAAGAAAAGUGCUUAAUUUUAAUUCAACACAGGAACUUGUUCAUCUGAUGAAUUGAGAAAACAAUGAUAGCAAUGUACCAUGAACUUCAGUGUAUGCUGGCUCAUUGUAAAAUAAUGAAAUGCAUAAGAUCACAUUAAAUGUUCGAGGCAUUUGUUAAACAGAAUUGAAUUUAAAAAUAAAUUAAACUUCUACUCCA
Molecule: messenger RNA, 3076 nt
Organism: Silurus meridionalis
Lineage: Eukaryota; Metazoa; Chordata; Actinopteri; Siluriformes; Siluridae
Product: zinc finger protein 614
Exons: 8
Coding region: 489-2258 (589 amino acids)
Cellular component (GO): nucleus
Source: RefSeq, a predicted model, not a curated record